Messenger RNA from Tripterygium wilfordii, 2409 nucleotides. RefSeq lists its product as uncharacterized. The coding region runs from base 200 to 2344 and encodes 714 amino acids. The record is from RefSeq and is a predicted model, not a curated record. The transcript has a single exon. Lineage: Eukaryota; Viridiplantae; Streptophyta; Magnoliopsida; Celastrales; Celastraceae.
AACAUUUUUCUUUCUCAAUGGUUUGGUGAUUAGGUCCUCUUUGAUUAUGAUUCUUUAUUUACAUUUUUUCAUCGUCGGCAACUUCCAAGCUUGAUAGCACUUCACACACGGCGAACAUCUAAGUGACUUGCAUACCUCAAAGAAGUGUGAUAUAUAUAAAUUGCCAGUGUAAGUGUGUGAGAUUGUGUUGUAUGUAGAUAUGCAGUCAGUCGUGGAUUCUCUUGCGGCUGUUAGCUAUCCUUUUGAGUUAAUUUUGAAAGAGAGAAGUGAGAGAGAGACUAUUAGGAUUUCUUUUCACCCCCAUGAGUUGAUACUCAGUGAAGAGAUGAAGAAGAAUGAUCAACAAAUUCUUUGUCGUUGGUGUUUGAAACAAGUGAAGGAUGCUAACUACUAUUGCAAAGAGUGCUCUUUCUUUGUUCACGAGUCUUGUGCAGUCCAUAUUCUGAGAUUGCCUGAUCAUAAUUGGACUUCCAUUAACGAAGACCAGGAUGGAUGCUAUAAUUGUUGCUGGUGUGAAAUAGUCUCCGACAGUCCUCCAAGCUAUGUAUGUCGCAAGUGUAACGUGUUUCUCCACAAGAGCUGCGCCUGGAAGUUGCCAUAUGAGAUUAAGCACGUUUUCCACCGCAAACACCCUCUUCUUCUUCUCCCCAAUUGCAAACGGGACGACAUGUAUUCUGUUCACGAUGAUUCUGCUCUUUACCACUGCUAUUGUUGCAAUUUCACCCUCGACAGGAAGACUGCUCUCCAACAAACUUUGUGCUUACAAGAACCUGAAAGUCACAAGCAUCAAUUUAUUCCCUUUAUGAGGUCAGAUUUUUCUUCUCCCUGUGAUGCUUGUGGCCUCAAAUUCGAAAAGUCUGGGUCGUCAGUUGGAUCUUUCCUAUGCAUCAUGUGUCAGAUCAUUGCUCAUGAACAUUGCACCUCUCUCCCGCACACAAUCAGUAUAUUUCAUCAUAAUCACCCCCUCACCCAUACUUUCUUCUUUCUAUUUAAAGAAGAAGACAUGCCUCUUGUUGAUCAAUUAAAUUGUCGAAUUUGCCAUACCAAGGUUGACAAGGAUUUUGGAGGUUACUAUUGCGCAUGCUGCCACUUUGCUACCCAUGUGGGCUGCGCGAUCCGAAAUCAGAUCUCAACAAAUGACCGAAUUGUUCAUGGUCAAGAUUCAAUUGUUGAUCCUUUCAAGGAGAUUGAGCUGACGGAAGACGACUUGCCCAUAGUGAUUAAGCACUUCAGUCAUGAGCACAAAUUAAGCCGCAGUGAUGAAAUAGAGGAUAAAUGUUGUGAUGGCUGCAUCCGACCUAUCUCACAUCCAUUUUACAGGUGCGCAGAGUGUGACUUUUUUCUCCACAAGGCCUGCAUUGACUUGCCCAACCAAAUAACACCUGCUUUUCAUAAACACCCCCUAACCCUUCUUCCAAGUACAAUUGAUGACAUUAAUGCUAUUUUCCGUUGUUCUCUAUGUUAUAACGAUUGCCAUGGCUUCGUAUAUUCUUGUGAAGAAUGCAAGAAUUUCUAUGUUGAUGUUCGAUGUGCAUCAAUCCCGCUAAACUUUAGACAUCCUGGUCAUGAUCACAUACUCUCUUUCACGCGUACAAACAAUUCUGAUAAAUGCGACUCUUGCAGUUCCAAAAAUAUAUAUUUAUUUCGAUGCAAUGAGUGUCCAUUUGGAAUAGAUUAUAGAUGCGCUACACUACCAUCUAUCGCUAGAUAUUGGUUUCAUGAUCAUCAUCUUGUGCUCACCUAUCAUACAAUUGAUGAUGGUUCUGAUGCCUAUUACUGUGAUGUCUGUGAAAAGGAGAGAAAUCCAAAGCAUUGGUACUACUAUUGUACUCAAUGCGACUAUGCUGCUCUCCCCGAUUGUGCUCUUGGUAAGUACCCAUAUCUUCUUCCAGGACGAUUAUACAAUGAAUCACAUCCUUUUUUCAUCCUCCAGGGAUCUGAUUUUCAGCACCAUGUUAAUCUAUGUAGUGAAUGUCACUUACUCCCUCUGAUUCCAAAAACAUUUAGUGAUCGCAAGUUACAUAAACACCCUCUCGUCCUCUCCACCCAUAAUUCUAGAAUUGAUGGUUGUGGUAUAUGCCAGAACAUAGUACGUGAAUCAGUGAGGUUUCGUUGUGAAAAAUGUGAUUUUGAUGCUCAUCCUAAAUGUGUUUUACGAGAUACCUUCACUACUCAAUAUCGAGAAAUGACCCUUAGUGUUGUCAAAAGAACAAACUGGGGGUGUCUUCCAUGUAUGGUGUGCGACAACGAUUGCAGAGAUGCCUGCCUCAAAUGUCCUAAACUUGAAUGCAGUUUUUGUGUUCAUUUCGGUUGUGCGCGUUCUCUUCCCAUGUACUGGUAUUGAUUAGUACCAUAGAUAUAACUCCACUCGUGUGUAUCUUUCAAAUCAAUAAAGCUUUCAGUUUAGCA